This is a messenger RNA of Chanos chanos (milkfish), 2280 nucleotides long. RefSeq names its product cAMP-regulated phosphoprotein, 21 (gene arpp21). Gene Ontology annotation, molecular function: nucleic acid binding. Lineage: Eukaryota; Metazoa; Chordata; Actinopteri; Gonorynchiformes; Chanidae. Bases 1 to 2280 code for a protein of 759 amino acids. The record is from RefSeq and is a predicted model, not a curated record. Gene Ontology annotation, cellular component: cytoplasm. The transcript has 22 exons.
AUGUGCAUCUAUUUGCGUAAUAGAGCGUGGGCUCGUCAGGGCUCGACUCCAUACCUCCCCAAUUUGUAUCUACGUUCUGAGUUCAGUAUGAUGUCCGGUGCUCUGAUGCGACCACCCAAUAAUAAACUGCAGCUGCUCAAAGUCCAUGUGCGUCACAGUGCCGCUCGCACAGAUGACAGCAGCGUGAAGCCCACGAGCAGGGGGUCGGGCAGCCGGUCCAAAUAUAGCGCGUGCCAGUCUGAGUAUGGAAUGUCGCCGGGAAACUCCCCGCUGAAUACGGAGCGAUGUUCCGGAGAUGGAUCACGCCCUUGUCGUGCCAGGAGACCCCAAACCCUUGCAAGCGCCAUAGAAACAGAACAAGAUGAUCACCAUGACAACCAGGCGGACCAGCAGAAAUGGAGUGGGAAGCAGGGACAGUCCAGAAAAAGUCUCAAGGGGUUGGAGGGGCCUGGUAACCAUGGUGACAGGCAAGCCUGUGCUGAAGAGGAGGAAGUCAAAACCAAAGAGGGAGAGACAGUGAAAAAGCCAAGUCUGUCCAAAGAGCCCAGUUUGGAGUACACAGAUUCUACAGGCAUCGACUUGCAGGAGUUUUUAAUUAAUACCCUAAAGAGCAGCCCAAGAGACAGGUUGAUGCUGCUGAAACUGGAGCAAGACAUGAUUGACUUUAUCACCGACAAUAACUCAUAUAAGAAGUUCCCUCAGAUGUCAUCGUACCACAGAAUGCUGGUGCACAGAGUGGCCGCAUACUUUGGGAUGGAACACAACGUGGACCACAGUGGGAAGGCCGUCAUUAUCAACAAAACCUGCAACACUAGGAUACCAGAGCAGAGGUUUGCUGAUCAUGUUCAGGAGGAGAAAACUGAGGAGAGGAGAUCAAUACUGAAGAGAGACAGUAGCCAGGAGAAAGAAGACAACCAGCAAAGGUUGCAGUGUGUGAGAGAAGACAGGAGGAGUAAGUCCAUAGAGGAGAGGGAGGAGGAGUACCAGAGAGUCAGAGAACGCAUCUUCUCUCAGGAUUCUGUGUUUCCUCAUGAGAAUAUUUACAUUGAGACCAGGGGUAUGGAGGACAGUAACCUGUACAAUGAGACGCAGAAACGGAGACAGCUUUUCAGGGGUAACCGGGAUGGUUCUGGUCGUCUAUCAGGCAGCCGACAGAGCAGUUUUGAGCUGGACUCUCGUUGGGGCGACCCACGACCCUGGAGCAGCACUGAUUCUGACAGCUCCAACUGGACCUCCAAACCCACACACUCCCUCUCGGACAGUAGCACAAAGCUCUCAAAAAUAGGGUCCGAGUCGUCCAAUAGCAAAAGUGUCUCUAUGACAAGAGCCCUGCCCACUGGUAGCCCCACCUACAUCUUAGUCCCAGCAGAAUCAUCCAUACCCCCUGGGAGUAUAUUACUGAAUCCACAAACAGGGCAACCUUUUUUGAAUCCUGAUGGGACACCCGCUGUUUACAACCCUCCUGUUAACCAGCAGCCAAUCAGAGAGUCACAGCAGCCAGCAGCCUCACAACCACACACACAGCACCAAAUCACAGGCCACACUCUUCCUCAGGUCCAGUGUUCCUCAGUGACCUACCUUCCUCCCGGGCAGCAGGGCCUGACUGUGCCUGGCUCUCAGUACUACUCUGCAAGGGAGGAGCUCUGCUCUCAGUUUGGUCACAUGUCACUGAGCCGUCAAUCGUCAGGUGAAGCUCCUGACCCGCCCCCCUAUUACCAGACUGGUGCCCCACCCACACAAGGAUACACCACAAUGCAACAGUGUUAUGCCCCGCCUAUCUCCACAGAUUGCUACGUGAGCUCAGGAAUAGCAGUGGCUCCACCCGCAGCCCCGCCCCCUCAGAACUGUAGUCAGCAGAGCACUCAGGCAUCAGUGUAUUACUCAUCUGGUCAGUGUCCUAGCUCCUAUCAGCAGUAUGGACCAGCAAACUACAACACUCACACAGGGUACCCCACUGUCCUAACCAAUCAGCAGCAAGCUUACCCGAGCAUGAUGGGAACUCAGCCCCCAUCCCACUCACAGCAGUGUAUGAUGGGAACUUACACACCCAUGCCAUCCUAUCAGGUGUCUCAGCAGCAGCAGCCCUACCCGUCGGGUGUGAUGUUGUGUGGGCAGGCUGGGCAGAGCCAGGGGGCGGGGCAGAGCCAGGGGGCGGGGCCGGUCCACUGCAGCACCAUGCCUCCCUCUUCUCCUAACCUGCACAGCAUGCUGGGGAUUACCUGCCCCUCCAACACCUGCAGGAACACCUAUGCCAGCAGCAAAAACCCCAGCUGGUUCUAA